Molecule: messenger RNA, 3484 nt
Organism: Marmota monax (woodchuck)
Lineage: Eukaryota; Metazoa; Chordata; Mammalia; Rodentia; Sciuridae
Gene: Riok3
Product: RIO kinase 3
Exons: 13
Coding region: 231-1790 (519 amino acids)
Biological process (GO): protein phosphorylation; maturation of SSU-rRNA
Cellular component (GO): cytosol; preribosome, small subunit precursor
Molecular function (GO): ATP binding; protein serine/threonine kinase activity
Source: RefSeq, a predicted model, not a curated record
GAAGAAGUCUAGUUCCGGACGCGGCGGCAGCCGCCGCCAUCUGUCACCCUAACUCCGGCACCAGCCGCAAGUCGCCGCCGCCCCGCUUGUCUCCUUAGCAGAGCCUGCUUCCUGUCCUGCCACUCUCUCCUUAGUAGAGCCUGUUUCCCGUCCUGCCAUCUCUCUCCUCCGCAAAACCUGCUUCCCGCCCUGCCACCUCUCUGCUCUGUUCUUGCUGCUUUCUUCCCCCAAUGGAUCUGGUCGAAGUAGCAUCACCUGAGCCCGGGAGGGCAGCGGCCUGGGGACCCAGCAAGUGUCCAUGGGCUACCCCUCAAAACACAAUAUCCUGUUCUUUGGCUGAUGUAAUGAGUGAACAGUUGGCUAAAGAAUUACAGUUAGAAGAAGAAGCUGCUGCUUUUCCUGAGGUUUCUGUUGCUGAAGGACCAUUUAUUUCUGGAGAAAACACUGAUACUUCCAGCGACCUAAUGCUGGCUCAGAUGCUACAGAUGGAAUUUGACAGAGAAUAUGAUGCACAGCUUAGGCGUGAAGAAAAAAAAUUCAAUGGCGAUAGCAAAGUUUCCAUUUCCUUUGAAAAUUAUCGAAAAGUGCAUCCUUUUGAAGACAGCGAUAGUUCCGAAGAUGAGGUUGACUGGCAGGACACUCGCGAUGAUCCCUACAUACCAGCAAAACCAGUUCCUACUCCCAAAAAGGGUUUUAUUGGAAAAGGAAAAGAUAUCACCACCAAACAUGAUGAAGUGGUAUGUGGCAGAAAGAAUACAGCAAGAAUGGAAAAUUUUGCACCUGGAUUUCAGGUAGGAGAUGGAAUUGGAAUGGAUUUAAAACUGUCAAACCAUGUUUUCAAUGCUUUAAAACAACAUGCCUACUCAGAAGAACGUCGAAGUGCCCGCCUCCAUGAGAAGAAGGAACAUUCUACUGCAGAAAAAGCAGUUGAUCCUAAGACACGUUUACUUAUGUAUAAAAUGGUCAACUCUGGAAUGUUGGAGACAAUCACUGGCUGUAUUAGUACAGGAAAGGAAUCUGUUGUCUUUCAUGCAUAUGGAGGGAGCAUGGAAGAUGAAAAGGAAGAUGGUAAAGCUAUACCUACAGAAUGUGCCAUCAAGGUAUUUAAAACAACCCUUAAUGAGUUUAAGAAUCGUGACAAAUAUAUUAAAGAUGAUUUCAGGUUUAAAGAUCGCUUCAGUAAACUAAAUCCACGUAAGAUCAUCCGCAUGUGGGCAGAAAAAGAAAUGCACAAUCUCACAAGAAUGCAGAGAGCGGGAAUUCCUUGUCCAACAGUUGUACUGCUCAAGAAACACAUUUUAGUUAUGUCUUUUAUUGGCCAUGAUCAAGUUCCAGCCCCUAAAUUAAAAGAAGUAAAGCUCAGUAGUGAAGAAAUGAAAGACGCCUACUAUCAAACUCUUCAUUUGAUGCAGCAGUUAUAUAAUGAAUGUACACUUGUACAUGCCGACCUCAGCGAGUAUAACAUGCUGUGGCAUGCUGGAAAGGUCUGGUUGAUUGAUGUCAGUCAGUCUGUAGAACCAACCCAUCCUCAUGGCCUGGAGUUCUUGUUCCGUGACUGUAGGAAUAUUUCACAGUUUUUCCAGAAAGGAGGAGUAAAGGAAGCCCUUAAUGAACGGGAACUCUUCAAUGCCGUUUCAGGCUUGAAUAUCUCAGCAGACAAUGAAGCUGAUUUCUUAGCAGAGAUAGAAGCUUUGGAGAAAAUGAAUGAAGAUCAUGUUCAGAAGAAUGGAAGGAAAGCGGCUUCAUUUUUGAAAGAUGAUGGAGACCCGCCAGUGCUAUAUGAUGAAUAGUACCUGCACCCACUGCUUUCUUUGUCAACACAAUGGUGAUUGUCUGCUGCAAUAGCUAAUGAAGUUGUGGGUGACUUGACGUACCAAAACAAGGAGGGGUGAACAAUGGUGCUUCUGUGCUUUCCCCCUUGUAACCCAUGUGCCAGAUGUGUGGAAUUUUUAGCUAAGCAUUGAGAGAAUAAAAUGUCACUACCUCUCAUCUUAUGAACAGGAUAAUAUAAUUCUUUAACAGCUGUAGAUCAUCUAGUUGAAGGAAACUGAAUUUUAAAUGACUCAUGAUAUAAAAUGUUUUGAUGAGAAAUUUUAAAACUAGGUAACAUUUCUAAAUAUGGGAAGGAAAGGACAGAUGUGUUUACAAGGGAGGUUUUGUGACCACACCUUUGCGAUAUUCACCUUCCUGUUUUGUGUUGCAUUUUUGCUCAAUUAUUUUAUCAGCCUAAAAUUAGCCUUUCUCAAUUCUUCUUCCAUAUUUUGACCAUGAUUCUAAAAGAAAGUGUCUUCUCCUUAGUGAGUAUUACAAAUGGAGAUUACAAAUGGCCUAUUCCUACUAGCCAUUCUGGUUUCAAAAUGGCUAGUAGGAAUAGGCAUGAGCAAUGUAGUUUUUAUUGGUACAUCUUAAAAAUGAACAGAAUGCUACUUUUCCCAUGCUCAUAAUCAAGAAAAGCAUCAUAGGUUUCUAAAAGAGACAAAUAUAUGAGAACUUCUUUAUCAACCAAAAUUUUAAAUUUAAUUUUCAACUUUUCUACAUUUAGGUUAAAAGGUUGGGAUAUAGCUCACAGCAUGGCUGCUCUACAUUUAUAAUGAAGAUGUAAAUUAUUUAGAGGGACAGAAUAUAAGACUUAACUAUACUUGCUAUAUUUUAAUGAAAUCAGUGAAAGUUCAGAUUACAUUUCAUUAAAACCAUAUACUUAUUGGGCUGGGAUGUAGCUCAGUGGCAAAGCGUCUGCCUUGCAUUCGCAAAGCCCUGGGUUCGACCCCCAGUUCCAAAAAAGACAAAAAAAAGAACCCCACCAAAACCAUAUACUUAUUGAUUAUUGAUUAAUUUUGAGAAAAAUAACUAGAGAUAUUAAAGGAUGAAAAAUAUGUAUAAAGUAAGUCAGAUACCAAACAAACCAACUAAUUUGAGCUGCCUAUUAAAACACUUUUAAUAGUUUUUAGCAAUGGCUACACACUGCCUUUUUUUUUUUUUUAAGAGAAAAGCAAUCACAGUACUGGAAAAGUACUUUGGCUAUGUUAGGACUGAAGUUUAUUAACUACAACAUAAUCAUUCCUCCAAUUACUGAAGUUACACUGGAACCAGUAAAGACCCAAACUUUCUGUCCAGUAGUAGAAAGUAAAAAUCUAAACAUUAUUUACAUUUAGAAGUUUUUCUUUUAACAUUAUUUUAAAAUGCCAAAUAUGUUCUUUCUAGAAAAAUAUUUAUUUUUGUUUCUGUUAUAUAGCUUUUAAUUGCAUUUCAGAGAAGUGUGAUUUGGGGUAGGCUUAUAUUUCUGAAAUGUUUACUACUCUGAAAUAAAGAUUUAGAUCACUGGCAAUUAUUGGCUUUACAGAAAUUUCAGAGAACUAAUUUUUGAAAUAAUCAUUUAAAACUUUGUUUUCUGACAUACUGUUUGACAAAAAGCAGCAAACCAUUGCUUGGAGUGUGCUGUGAACAUGCCUUUUAAGAAAUUAAAAAUGCAGAGAUCAUUUUAGAA